This is a messenger RNA of Salarias fasciatus (jewelled blenny), 3300 nucleotides long. RefSeq names its product RIC8 guanine nucleotide exchange factor B (gene ric8b). Gene Ontology annotation, biological process: G protein-coupled receptor signaling pathway. The transcript is spliced from 10 exons. Bases 90 to 1715 code for a protein of 541 amino acids. Gene Ontology annotation, molecular function: G-protein alpha-subunit binding; guanyl-nucleotide exchange factor activity. Gene Ontology annotation, cellular component: plasma membrane; cytoplasm. The record is from RefSeq and is a predicted model, not a curated record. Lineage: Eukaryota; Metazoa; Chordata; Actinopteri; Blenniiformes; Blenniidae.
AGCUAGCUUAGCAAGCUAGCAGCACCACACUCCCCAGCAGAAACCCACCAGGUCUGACCCCGAACACCCGGUCCCCGCAGACACCCGCCAUGGAUUUGAAUAACAUCUUGACGCAGCUCGACACCGCAGACGAGGAGGAGACGGAGGCGCUGCUGCGGAGGUUUAAUCGGGAGAACAUCCAUACCUUCACUUUUGAGCAGAAGGAAGAAGCCCUGCGGAGUAAGCUGUGCCAGCAGGUGCUGACGGUCCUGGGGAGGCAGGUGCAGGCCAGCUGUCAGAAGACAUGCCUGGAGACGCUCCGCAUCCUGUCCAGAGACAAGCGCGUCCUGGCCCCCGUGGCCACCAGGGAGGGCAUGCUCAUCCUGGGACGGAUGGCGAGGCUGCAGACCGGCGAGGAGGAUGGAGACAACCAGAGAAGCUUUCAGGAACAGACACAGUCAGAGGAGGAGGAGAGGGUGGUGGUGGAGGCCUUGAAGUGCCUGUGCAACGUGGUGUACAACAGCCCCGCGGCCCAGAAGGUCAGCGUGGACGUGCGGCUGGCCCACGGUCUGUGCGUCAGCCUGCGCACCGCCCGCACGUGGCGCCACGAGGUGGGCCUGUUCACGCUGCGCCUGCUCUUCCUGCUGUCCGCCCUCCGGCCUGACGUGAGGGGCGUCCUGCGGAGAGAGUGGCACGCCGUCAGACUGCUGACGGAGGUGCUGGAGCACACCCUGGACGUGCGUUGGGUCGGCCCCUAUGAGGCCGCCCGUCCGGACCCACAGGCGCUGCCCAUGCCAGCGGAGGACAAUGAGCGGGCGAUGGAGGCGCUCAAAGCCCUGUUCAACCUGACGCUGUCCGAAGCCGGCGGUGAGGAGGAUGACCACCAGUUCCGGCUGAUCGUCGGCCUCCUGCGUCACCUGCUGAUGUUGAAGACUGAGACGGAGGAGAAAACAGAAGAAGCACACAGCCACGCCGUCAAUCUGCUCAACAACCUGCCUGUGUCCUGCCUGGACGUGCUGAUCGACGUGCCGGUCCAGGGAGGACAAGAGAGCUACGGCGGGAAAAACAUGGAUGCUGUCCAGGUGCUAAUAGACUUCAUGGAGAAAAGAAUUGACAAGCAGGGCUCCAACUUCAAAGAGGGUUUGACUCCCGUACUCAGCCUCCUGACUGAAGGAUCCAGACACCACAGAGAGAUCCGCAGAUAUAUCAAGGCUCAGGUUCUCCCGCCUCUGAAAGAUGUGAAGAUCAGACCAGAAAUUGGCACCACCACCAGAAACAAGCUGGUCCGCCUCAUGACUCACGUUGAUAUGGGCGUGAAGCAGACGGCCGCGGAGUUCCUCUUCGUCCUCUGCAAAGAAAGCGUGGACAACCUGUUGAAGUACACCGGAUACGGAAACGCCGCCGGGCUCCUUGUGGCUCGAGGACUUCUGGCAGGAGGAAGAGGAGAGACUCAGUACUCUGAGGAUGAAGAUUCAGACACAGAGGAGUACAAAUCCGCCAAACCUUUCAUCAACCCCAUCACCGGUCACGUGGAGGAGCCCAUGCCGAACCCCAUCGAGGAGAUGACCGAGGAGCAGAAGGAGUACGAAGCCCAGAAACUCGUCAAUAUGUUCGACAAGCUGUCGAGGCAGAACGUGAUCCGGCCCAUGGGCGUCAGGCCGGACGGGACGUUGGCGCCGCUGGAAGACACCCUCCGCGAACGAUCCGAGUACAACUCGGGGUCGGAGUCGGACUAACCCGCGGCACCUUCCGGGCCACGUUCUCCCAGCCUCGGCUCGCUGGACCCUCCACAACACAUCUGAGGCUGUGUCUCAUUUCAGAAGCUGGGUCUCUGACGCAUUCAGGAAGGUUUGAGUCUGCGCUUCAGUGAGACGCUGGACUGACUGUUGAUAGAUAACGAUCCCAGUCAAGCUUAAAGCAAAAGUCAAACUAAGUAAACAUGUACAUCAGUCAUUAGCUAAUAAAUAGCGGAUCAAUUUUCAUCGUCUGACAAACAUGUUGGUUUGAAAAUUGGCAUUUUAACUUUAUUCUCUCACCUUGUAGUUGCAUUAAUUUGUUUGAAAGUCUGGCCGUGAUGAUGAGCCGCUGUCGCCGAUACCUGAUUUCCUGUGAUAUUCCCUGAUGACCACUUAACUGCCAACUCAUAGUCUGAUCAGUAUCACAUGAAUCGGUGACAGCUCAGCUGACCAGCAUGCGGCGGCGUUCGGGAGACUGACAGCAGUUGAAACCACUUGAAUCUUCACGUCCGUCGAAUCGUCUCAUCGCUCCAGUCCUGAAGUGAGACACAGCUGGGCAUUUCACAGGAGACCCGAGGGGCCGUAAAGCCGUUCACCAACGUGGAGGUGGACGUGAUGUGUGGCGGGAAAGACUGCCGAGGAGCCGUGACGCACUGGAGGCCUCGGCGAUCCUUCUUUAGGUUUAUCGCUCCACGAGUUGAGAAUGUAGAGGCGAUCGUUGAAUAUCUGCUGGAUUGUUUCCUCACACCGAAUCGGUUAAAGUAUAACUGGGUCCGAAUAAUCAUUCCUUCACUCGUGCUUAUUUUCUUUUUUGUUUUGUUUUUGCUAAAUAAAUAAUAUUCACACAAAUAAGCAUACCUUUAAAAUCAUGAGGCGUCAGGAGCGGCGUGUACUUAAAACCGAGGCAGGAUCUUUGUGGUAGUUUAAAGAUGCAGUUCACCGUCUCUGCGUCUGGUUCUGUAGUUUUAUCCUGAAUGUUGCACAAAAAUAUGUACCAAGAAGACUUUCUGAAUUCAGGGCUUGUUGGCUUACUGAUUCUCACAAAAGCUGAUUUUUUUUUUCUUUAUUUAAAACAUUAAGUAGAUGCAACAGUUUUCCUGUGUUGGAUGAUCGUAAACUGAUUGUGUCCGUUUUAGACACUCGAUAAUGAAAUGUGUCAACACUGAUUGUUUUGUAAUCAUUACUUUUUGCCAAAUUUGCAUGUUUUUUUUUUCCAGGUUUUUAAAAGUUACGCUGAUUUUGUAUAAAACUUUCUAUUUGUAAACUGAAGAAAAUGUCUUUUUUUUUGUUGGAGAAGUUUCAUUUCGCGUCACAGUUGGUCACAACUUGAAAAGUUUGGCUCCAAACCAAACAUCUUGCUCUGAUGGAAAGUCACUGAAUGAAUCCUAAAAAAAACAUGUCUGCUGUUUUUUUUUAAUCAGAGAUAAGUGACAAACAGAAGCAGCUGCAACACUCAGACCAACAAGACAUUCAGGGGAUUCACAAACCUUUUAUACUGACGACAUUCAGUGGACAUUAUUUGUGUUUCUCAACUCAUCUAUUUAGCUUUUUUUUUUUUUUUUUUUUUUUUUUUUUUACAUCCUGC